Trypanosoma cruzi is the source of this 3290-nucleotide messenger RNA. RefSeq names its product dispersed gene family protein 1 (DGF-1), putative. The transcript has a single exon. Lineage: Eukaryota; Euglenozoa; Kinetoplastea; Trypanosomatida; Trypanosomatidae. The annotation marks the transcript as partial. The record is from RefSeq and is a predicted model, not a curated record.
AUGUGGUCUGCGGUGGGUGCGUGUCCGCGCGGCCGGCACCGUGUGCGGCGCAGGGCCGCUGCGGCUGUGCGUGCGGCGCUGUUUUUGGUGUUGGCGCUGGUGGCGGUGGCUGUGUGGCUGCCUGCUGUGCAUGCGGUGGUGUUGCGACUGCGGGGCGGCACGGUGGACAGAGCCAUCACGGUUGGCCGUGCCGUGGACACGGUGCUGAUGGACGGCGUGUCCAUCACGAACGGCGUGGCUGUUGUGUUCGACGUGCCGGCGAUGCUUCCCGGCGCGCUGCGCAUCGAACUGAGGAACUGCGUGUGCGACGGCGGUGCGCAGAUUUACGUGCGGGGCGACAGCGGUGAGCCGGCGAGUGACCGGAGCCUGGAGGUGAGUGUGAGCGGGCUGUCCGGGAGCUACUGCUCGCUCGUGUUUGUGCACAACCUGCCGGCACACACGAACGUGACGGUCCGUGACUCGACGAUUGUGACGGCGGGGCCGAUGCGCUACUCCCAGCUGAGCGGGCUGAUGGACGCGGUGGCGUCGCCGUUUGUGCUGCAGGCGACGUCGCUUUUGCAGACGCAGCUGCGUGUGAGCAACACUGUGCUGAGGUCGUUGCAGGCGGGCGGGUCUGCGGUGCACGUUGGCGGCGGUGUGGACCUGCUGUCGAGCGCGGUUGUGCUUGACGGCGUGUUGCUGGAGGCGUCGGGUGGUCCGACCGCGUCCGCGAUGCAUGUGGCGUCCUCGUCGCGUCUCAGUCUGCGGAGCCACUCGGUGUUCUCCGUGACAAGUGUGUCUGUUGUGAGUAGCGGCGGUGGCAUUGUGCUUGGAGAGCGCCUCGCGGUGUUCGACUCGGUGCUGCGCUUCGUGGGCGUCGAGGGGUCUGUUGCGUCGUCGCUGGUGCGCUGCGACGGUGGGACGGUCGGUGGCGGCGGGUGGCUGGACCUGCACGACGUGUGGGCGGUGGGCGAGGCGUCGUCGGUGGCGUCGCUGUCGGGUGUGACGCUGAGCGGCGGUGCCGUGUCGAUUGCGCGCUGCGCUGCCACUGGCGCGACGCUUGUCUCCGGGCUGGCAAUCACGAGCGGCGUCGUGUCGGUGCAGUGCAACCGUGCCGGCGGCCGGGUGCUGCGGAGCAGCGGCGACUACCGCAUGGCCGGCCUGCCCUCCGUGAGCGUGGUGCCGUGCGACGGCUGUGCGGCUGCGUUGGCGUGCUUUGAUGCGCUGACGGCGUCGUUCUCCGACUGCGUGUGCAGCUGCCGCGCCGGCGGCGUGGGCGAGGCGUGCCUGCCGUUCGACGUGCCGCCUGCGAGGUCCGGCGGUGGUGGCGGUGCGCCGGGCUGCGUGAGUGGCGUGACGCUGACGGAGUCGGUGACGGUUGGUGACUGGCGUGCGACGGCGUGCCUUGACUCGGUGGUGCUCAGCGGGCCGAUCACUGUGGCGGUGGAUCUCCGCUCGAUGAACGUGUUCGCUGACGCGCUGAACGUGACGCUGCGCCACUGCGUGCUUGCGGGCGGCGCGCAGCUGCGGAUUGGCGGCCUCAGCGAGAGCACGGCGCGCCUGAUGCCCCACGCCCUCGUCAACAUGACGAAUGUGACGUCGCUUGAGGGCACGAUCGUGCUGCAUGGCGCGAUGCCGCUGCACUCGAGUGUGCUGCUGGCGAACUCAACGCUGCGCGCGACGGUUUGCGGGUCGCAGUACGUGCCGACGACCCGUGGACACGAGAAAUUUCGGUACGGCCCUGCGCUUGUCCUGGACGGCGUCCGGCUUCUGUCGACACGUUUUGUCAUGACGCGGUCUACGCUGUUUUGUUACGGGGGCUCGUGCGCUGCGAUCCUCGUGGAGCACGGCCUUUGCGCAAACCUGUCCAGUGUCUUCUACAUGGACAACUGCGCUGUCGUGUCGCGGGCGCACGUAAUGUACGCUCUUGCGUCGUACCUGCGUGUCAGCGGCGACUCCGUGUUCUCCAUACAGAACGGCUCGUGGAGUGCGCCGAGCAUCGAAUACUACGAAAGUGCGUGUGUGUUUGAGGACGUUGUGGUGGAUGGCGGCAGCGUGCUGCAGAUUGUGUCCAGCACUUUCCGUCUCGGCUUCGCCAUGCUCAUGGCAAGCACGCUGACCGUGACAGGCGGCAGCUGGCUGGUGCACCGCGACAACGGGUUCUGCACCACCUACGUUGUGUACGUGGACAAGGAGAACGGCGUGGCGUUCCGCGAUCAGAGUGUUUGGUCGAUAAUUGACAACAACUUCACUUACGGCUCGUUCUUGUCCUUUGCAUGUAUGACAAACAAGUGGUCGCCACCAUCCGACUCGAGUCCGACCAUCUACGGCAUGUGCAACGAGAUAAGGGGCUCUCCUGUGACGAAUUACAGAGAAGACCUCAAUAUUGGGGCGCCCGUGACGGUGUUGGACUGUGGUGCGUGCACGAUGGAGGCCGUGUGCUUUGCAGCGAGGACGAGCAGCAUCAGCGGCUGUGAGUGUGUGUGCGCUGCUGGCGGCCACGGUGACACGUGUCUGCCGGCUGCGGUUCCGGACGGCCUUGGACCGCUUCCGCUCCCCGAUGCGGAUGACACGGAGGUUCGCUGCGUGCACGGUGGCAGCAUCAGCUCCGUGGAAGUCCCGGCCCCCGGUGUGCGUGGUCUGUGCUUUGUCAACGUGACCUUCACCGCCGCGAUCGUGCUGGACCUGUGGAGCUUUGACGCGCCAGAGCAGACACUCAACAUCACGCUGCUGCAGUGCGUCCUCAUGGGCCUGUCGGUCAGGGGGAGUGGUGCGCGCGUGCACGUGAACGUAACAUCCUCGAUGCUGGCUUCUGGUGCAUUGGUGUUUGAGGGCCAUUUUUGCACGAGCUCCCAGAUACUGGUGGCAGGCAGUACGCUUGUGACGACGUCGACCCACGCCAUUGCCUUUCUGGAUUUUGAUCCCGGGAAAAAUUUGACGCUGCUGUUACUUGACAGCUACAUCGAGGGGAAUAGUUACGCCGUUUAUUUCUCCGAUGCUGUUGUUGUUGAUGGUGGCGGGAUCAUUGUGAAGGGAAAUACGCUGAGUACGAUGGAGAAUAAAGGUAUGGAAUCAUCUGUUUAUGCUUAUGCUAUUGAAGUGAACAAUGGCGGCUACAUUGACGUGGAGAACAACACGAUGAGCGCGGCUAAUGGCUUGUAUCUCAACGGGGACACCACCGUGAGCUCCGCGGGGCUGCUGCGAGUGGCGGACUGCUACUUUGUUGGCAGAAAGAGGCUUUUAAAUUCCGCGCUGUUGUACUUGGACGGCUUGGUGACACUCGAGGAUGGUGCGCAGUGGCGUGUGGAGGG